AUGUCGACUAUGAAGAUGAAGACGACCCACAAGCAGAGAGACACGGCGGAGAAGUUCCGAAAGGCGCAGGAGGCGUACGGCGUCGCUGAUCAGGAGGAGAGCUUCUACAUCACGUCCACGAGCCUGGGCAAGGACGGGCAUUUCCCAAGGCAGUGCACGGGCGACGGGUCCGUGCAGCACCACGAUCUGUCGCCCGCCCUUGAGUGGCACGACGUGCCCGAGGGCACGGAGACGCUCGCCAUUGUGAUGGAGGACAUCGACGCGCCGGACCCGGAGGCGCCCAUCGUUCCCUUCACGCACUGGUCAGUGGAAGGCGUGAACGACUUCAAGCUGCCGCACUACCGCGGGCCCAACCCGCCCACUGGCACGCACCGCUACGACAUCGCUGUGUACGCGCUGGACUGCCGUAUCUACAUGGGCAAGAUCACCAAGGAGAAGCUGCAGGAGGCAAUGGAGGGGCACGUGCUGGGGGAGGCCCACCUGGUGGGGACAUACAGCAAGGAGAAGUUCCCAUCAGGCUAUGACCAGAGUGUGAUUGCUCCUCAGGUGAAGGAGCAGCCGUUUGGUCACUUCCAGCAUGCCCUGGGAAGAUAG
This is a messenger RNA of Closterium sp. Naga37s-1, 594 nucleotides long. The record is from the annotation of a GenBank genome assembly. NCBI's taxonomy places the organism in Eukaryota, Viridiplantae, Streptophyta, Zygnematophyceae, Desmidiales, Closteriaceae.